Monomorium pharaonis (pharaoh ant) is the source of this 2165-nucleotide messenger RNA. Its product is annotated as clock-controlled protein 8. The coding region runs from base 701 to 1948 and encodes 415 amino acids. The transcript is spliced from 4 exons. NCBI's taxonomy places the organism in Eukaryota, Metazoa, Arthropoda, Insecta, Hymenoptera, Formicidae. The record is from RefSeq and is a predicted model, not a curated record.
CGUCAGUCGGUGGUCGUGGGUGGUCGCACGCACGCUCGGGGGUGACUACGGGUGCGUCUACAUUCGCGAGGAGGGCGAUGUAGACAAUUCGUGCGCCUUGCUGGCGACCAAGUGAGACGCGCCAUUCGUCGAAUCGCGUUGCGUCGUCGCCGUCGCCGUCGUCGUCGUCGUCGUCGUCGUGGUACCAGACCGUCCGCGAUAAGAGUGGCACGAACGGACACAGGCAACGCGUAAAAAAGGGAAGCAACGGGGUGACAAAAUGUCGUUGUAUCACUGUUUAUCGUGAACGAGUCGAGGAAACAAGAGAGGCUGUGGGAGGGAAAGCAAGGGAGAAAGAGAGAAAAGGGGGUUGAACACGGUGACGAUACCUCUCUCUCUCUCUCUCUCUUUCGGACUGUUGAGAUUUAGAAACGUAGAUCGCGAUGACGGGUGCCACAGACGGCCGGAGCUCCGUCACGUUUCUUGCCUUUCCAGAGAGGCAAGAGAAAGAGUGAGAGAAAGGGGCAAAGAAAAGGGAAAAGGAGUUGAUAUUACCUCGGGAAAGGACGAGGGUGCGACGGACACACGCCAUGGCAAGGACCGAUCAUCGGCCUAUUAUGCGACUUGAUUCGUAACGAGGAACUCGAACGGGGGCUGCCCUGGAUACGGAGUCGGGACUUGAGACGGGAAGCGAGGAAGCGAUUCGGCAACUCGCGGAACGAUGUACGCCGCGGCGGGUGGUGCAAGCAUCGCCAACCGGAGGAAGCAGAAGCGACUGCAGCUUAGCAAGCAGGCGCCGGUCAACGUCGUUCCGCCAAGACUGAAGGCCGGCUUGCCGUCCGGCGCGCGUUAUCAUCAGCAGCACCACCACCAGCACCAGCACCAGCAUCAGCACCAGCAUCAGCAUCAGCACCAACACCAGCACCAACAUCACCACCAGCACCAUCAGCAUCACCACCAUCACCAUCACCCGACCAAGCUCGCCGCCCGUUCGUCGCACCAAGUCGCAUCGACGCCGCAGGCGACCUCACGAACACACCAGGCGCUGACGUCGACCUCGUCGUCGUCCGCUGCGUUCCACCCGGUCAUCGACGAUCGGCGCCGUCACGCCGACCAUCACAAGUCCCAGCAAGUCGCCCCGGUCUCGCCGAUCCAGUUCCCGAUCUCGCCGCCCCCGCUCUCCCUCGAGUCCUCGGCGUCCGCCACCACCUUCCCGGCCAACAAGUCCAGCAACUUUCCCUUUCCGCCACCCUCGAUCCUCGAUCUCCGGGUCUCGCCUCCUACUUCGGAGCUACAGUGCGGCGGACAGGGACCCGGCGGCAAGGCGGCGUGGCAAGGAUGCAACAGACCUUCGCCCCUUCCCUUAUCACCUACGUCACCCGGGUACAGAACGAAGCAGUGCGAAGCACAUCGGCGAUGGAUGAAGAGAAACAGGAUAAGAGACGCGAGCUACUGCUACGGGAGCAGCGGCGAGGACGACGACGAAGAUGACAGCAGUAACGCCAUUCGGCAGCGGGGCGAGGUCAGCGCGGCCGUCAACACCGUGCUCUACGUGGGCCUUGGGACCACCGCGCUCGGCUUGGUAAUCUCGUUCGUCGGCACCGGGGAGAAGGGCUUCCUGAGCCCGCAGCUGAGGCUGGUAGGCCCGUCGUUAUUGUGCGCUGGUCUACUGUGCUGCCUGUUCCGCGUGUUGCUGUGCCUCUGCCUAUGCCGGUGUGGCCAGUGCCGCUGCUGGCGAUUCUGCCAGGUCCCCUCGCACAAGGAGAAGGCGAGGAAGGCGGAUGCGCGAGGAGGAGGAGGACCGGGAGGACCGGGAGGAACGCUGUCGACCGCCUCGCUGUUGCCGCCGUCGACGCAAGACCAAGAACGGGAACGACCUGGGACGGUCGCCGCGCCCACUAGCCGAUCCGUAUCGCCGGCGACGAAGGGACACGAGCUCCUGCUCUCACCUGCCCAAUUACCGGAGUGAAGAUCACAACGCGUGUGAUCACGAACAUUUUCUACGAAUUAAAUUCUGUAUACUGCCGGUUCAGUACGCCCGAUUAUCCCCCGAGUACUUUAGUUCCCCGUUGCGGCCUGAACCGCGGACUCUCGCAGGCAGCGCCUAAAAAGAGUAGUCUAAAAAAAAAAAAAUCUGCGCUUAGAGCUUAAACAAUAGAAAAAUAAAGGAAUCGGCUACGUUUUUC